GAUAUAAACCCCAUGCAAACCAGGCUCAGUUGAUUUUUGUUGUUAUUGUUGAUGUUGUUGCUGUAAAUUGUUGUCUAUUGUUUAAUAUUGUUUAAAAAAUAAUGGCUAUUUACUAUAUUAUUUUAACAAUAAUAGUUUUUAUUAUAGCUAUUUACUGUUAUUUAACUCGUAAUUUUGAUUACUGGUCUAAACUGGGUGUAAACGGUCCCAAACCGGUCAUCGGUUACGGAAACAUAUUGUUUCGGUUAUCGAAAAAUGUCAAUCAAAUUGAUUUUCAAUGGUUUAAAAAAUAUGGCAAAGCAUUUGGUGUAUAUAAAUAUAACGCACCAGUGGUGACAAUCACCGACCCGGAGCUCAUCAAACGUGUUUGUGUUACCGAUUUCCGUUACUUCUAUAACCGCGGACGGGAUCCGGUUAUGUCAUAUUCAGAGCAUCCGGUUUUGUGUCAAAAUGUUGCCGUCAGUAGUGAUAAUACUUGGAAACAAACGAGAAAAAUAUUUACAUCUCUAAUGUCGUCAUCGAGAAUGAAACGGAUGUCUACGAAAGUAACGGAUGACAUACAGGUGCUGAUGAAUGUAUUAGACAAACAGGUUUAUAACAACAACAACACCGAAAACGGUGGAACCGGUGGUCUCAGAAAAACAAUGGAUUCAUUUAUCAUGUAUUUGAUGAUCGAUUGUUUUCAAUCGCAAGAUACCGGGUUUCCCAGCGAUAAACCACUAAACAAAUCGGUCGGUUAUGUUAUGGCAGCUGUCAAAGGGUCGCCAUUGUUGGCCAGAUUGAGAAUAUUGUUACCGAAAUUUGUGUUAAGAUUGUUUGGCAUUUCAUUUCUGGUACCAAACGGUUUGGCCAAUAGUUACGUCAAUAUUAUCGAUGAACUGAUUGGCAGACGACUGGCCGCCGAUGAGGCCGCAGGUGUUGAACAACAAAACGACUUUUUAGAAGACUUACUAUCAUUUAUGUCUGAAUCCAAAAAGACAGAGGACAGACAACAAACAGAUAGCUAUCUAACACACGAUGAAGUGGUCGCCAAUCUAUACGCAGCACUGAUAGACGGCUACAGUAUUAUUACUGAAGUCAUUGGUCAGGCCAUCGAUGAACUGGUCCGCGACCAACAAUCACAGCGGCGACUGUACGACGAGUUGGCCAAACAAUACGCGCUGUCGAGUAGUAGUACUAAUGUCUCGGAUAGUGACCAACAUAUCAUUACGUACGACAUGUCCGUCAAAGUCAAGUACUUGGAGGCCAUUAUCAAUGAAUCGAUGCGUUUGAUGACUAAUGACUUACGCGACAGUCGUAUAGCUGCCGAAGAUUAUCGGUUGGCCGACACCGGUAUUACUGUUAGACGCGGACAACUCAUUGAGUUUCCAAUGUAUCCGAUUCAUAUGAAUCCCGAUUAUUUUCCCGAACCCGACCGUUUCGAUCCCGAUAGAUUUAUGGGACAAAAUCGGGACAAAAUUCAACCCUGCACAUUUUUACCGUUUGGUACCGGUCCGCGUGCCUGCGCUGGCCAACCGUUUUCCUGGCUUAUUAUCAAAUUGAUACUGGCCAAUUUGUUUUAUCGCUAUCAUUUUUACCUUGAUGAUGAUGAUGUGGAUGAUAAUAAUCAUUCAAAACAUCAAUCAAUUCAAUAUAAAAUUAAGCAUCGUCAUCUUAUUAGCAAAAACUGAUUAAAUGUAUUAUUUAUUUUUUAAAAAU
This is a messenger RNA of Oppia nitens, 1698 nucleotides long. Its product is annotated as cytochrome P450 3A24-like. The transcript has 4 exons. Bases 102 to 1670 code for a protein of 522 amino acids. The record is from RefSeq and is a predicted model, not a curated record. NCBI's taxonomy places the organism in Eukaryota, Metazoa, Arthropoda, Arachnida, Sarcoptiformes, Oppiidae. Gene Ontology annotation, molecular function: monooxygenase activity; heme binding; iron ion binding.